Messenger RNA from Schistocerca piceifrons (Central American locust), 1848 nucleotides. RefSeq names its product myogenesis-regulating glycosidase-like. Gene Ontology annotation, molecular function: hydrolase activity, hydrolyzing O-glycosyl compounds. Gene Ontology annotation, biological process: carbohydrate metabolic process. Bases 1 to 1848 code for a protein of 615 amino acids. The transcript has 7 exons. NCBI's taxonomy places the organism in Eukaryota, Metazoa, Arthropoda, Insecta, Orthoptera, Acrididae. The record is from RefSeq and is a predicted model, not a curated record.
AUGACGACGACGGCACCAUGCAAGUUACGCCAAAACAGGGCCCACGCCAUUGGCGCCGGCUCUCCAGAAAGGAGUGCAGCUUCGUGUGUGACGUCACUGGUGCUGCUGGGGGCGCUGGUGGCCUACGCCGCUGCCACGGCCAGCCUCAGCACCCGCUACGACCAGACCAGCGGCCGCCUCGUCAUCUUGCUGACAGGAGACGGCGAGGAGGAGGAGGUGGGCUACGUCACGGCACCGAGCGACGGGUACGCCCCCACGGCGUGUGAGGAUGGCCGCUCCGACGAGGACUGCCUGCAGUUCACCGACUCCAGCAUGGCCGUCCGCCACAGGACUCUGGACGACCGCUGCCUCGACAUCAAGGUGUCUGCCAAGUCUUCCACGAGGUCCAUCAGAGGCUGCCUCAACCACCGCGGCGCCCACAUCUACGGUGGAAUCCAGAAGGCCCAGCAGACCUGGCCCGCAGAGUCCGACGUGUUCGACCACUUCUCCUACGUCCCCAAGAAGGACGGGAAAGUCGGCAUCGCCGUCCGCUACUGGCUGUUCUCCGAUGGCAGAACGCCGAUCCCUACCCCACACGAAGAACAGGCGCACGAAUACGCAAUCGAGAACUUCCUCGGCAAGCCGGAAGCAAUCCCAGACGAGCGCAUGGCCACGCACCCCGUCUGGUCGACGUGGGCGCGCCACAAGAAGGACAUCGACGACGCGACGGUGAGGCAGAUCGCCGCAGACAUCAUCGCCCACGGCUUCAACGAGAGCCAGCUGCAGGUGGACGACUACUGGGAGAGCUGCUACGGCAGUCUCACCUUCGACACAGACAAGUUCCCCGACGUGAAGACGAUGGUCGACGACCUCCACAAGCUGGGCUACCGAGUCACCCUGUGGGUGCACCCGUUUGUGAACCAGGACUGCGAGCCCUACUACUCGCAGGCACUGGCCAGCGGAUACUUCGUCACCAGCUCCAACGGCACGGUCGACACCCAGUGGUGGAGAGGUGUGGGCGGCGUCAUCGACUUCACCAACUCCGAGGCAGCAGCCUGGUGGGCGUGCAGAGUCUGGGCACUGCACAAGGCGACCGGUAUCGACUCGUUCAAGUUCGACGCCGGAGAGACCAGCUGGCUGCCGUACGAGUCGACCAUCGAGCCCCUCGAGCUGAACCCGGUGCGCUUCACCGACGACUACGUGAAGACGGUGUCCCAGUUCGGCCCCAUGAUCGAGGUGCGCUCCAGCGUGCGCAGCCAGCAGCAGCCCGUCUUCUUCCGCAUGUUCGACAAGCACAGCAGCUGGAGCGCCCAGAACGGCCUGCGCACGCUGAUCCCCUCGCUGCUGCACAUGAACGUGGUCGGCCACCCGUUCGUUCUGCCCGACAUGAUAGGCGGCAACGUCAACAGCGGCAACGGGCCCGACAAGGAGCUCUACAUCCGCUGGCUGGAGGCCACCGUCUUCAUGCCGGCGCUGCAGAUGUCCAUCGCGCCGUGGGACUUUGACGACGAGACGGUUGAGAUUGCCCGCAACAUGACGUCGCUGCACGUGCAGUACGCGCCGCGCAUCGUGGAGCUGAUGAAGCGGACUGUGCAGGACGGCAGCCCCGUCAACCUGCCUAUCUGGUGGCUCGACCCCACCGACGAAACGGCGCUCACCGUCGACUCAGAGUUCCUGCUGGGAGAGGAUAUCCUUGUGGCACCGGUGGUGACUCACAGCGCAACAACACGUGACAUUUACCUGCCCAAGGGCAGCUGGAGGGAUGAGGUGGACCCUGCACACCCUGUUACAGAGGGCCCCACCUGGCUUCGCAAAUAUCCUGCUCCACUCAACACUCUACCCUACUUCACCAGGGUCAGCUCUUCGUAA